Molecule: messenger RNA, 12024 nt
Organism: Tetrahymena thermophila SB210
Lineage: Eukaryota; Ciliophora; Oligohymenophorea; Hymenostomatida; Tetrahymenidae
Product: transmembrane protein, putative
Exons: 4
Biological process (GO): SCF-dependent proteasomal ubiquitin-dependent protein catabolic process
Cellular component (GO): SCF ubiquitin ligase complex
Molecular function (GO): protein binding
Source: RefSeq, a predicted model, not a curated record
AUGUAAAAAGAAACAAUUUAACUCAUUAAAAGGGGCGAACGACUAGAUAGGAAGCAAUUUAUUUUACUUCGAAAAAAUUAUUCGAAUAAUUAUCUUGAUAAUAUUAUUUAUCCUGUUGACUUAUUUGAUAGCAACAGCGGCUUGAUAGUUAUCAAGUAUAAUACUUUAACAGAAAUAGAGCUAAUAGAAUGUCGCAUUGAUAUUCAUCUUCUUAAAGAUAUAAUAUAGCAUAGUCUCUAAAAUCUAAUUAAUAUUUCUCUUAUUUAUUGUACAUUUUACUCGAUAGAAAAACCUUUUAUGGGUGAAACUUUUGAAUAAGAGAGGCAUUUAGCUGAUUUUCUAAAUUUGAUAAAUUUUGUUUCUUUAAUUAGAAGCUUUCAAUUCUAGCAAAUUAAGAACAUUGUGUUCAAGCCUUUAAAAUAUAGCUCUGUAUUCUAGUAUUAGAUUAAAAAGCCCAUCGAUUAUGAUGAGAAGAAUAGGAGUAAUUUUACUAUAUACAAUAAUAAAAAGGGAGAAUAACUUCUUCCAAUCAGCAUAAAAAAAUACGAUGGUAAGUUAGAAUAGCCCAUAAACAGCAUUAAAAGACAAAUUGAAGUUACUCCUGAAUUAAAGAAGUAAAUAGCUUAAAAAGUUAAAGCUUUAGAUACUUCUUAAUAUGUUUAGAAUGAAAUUGAGCUGAAGCAAUUUGAAAUUUCUAAUAUGAAUUCUUAGGGGCAGUUUGAUGUUGAGGAUCUUAUUAUAAAUUUGCAUAAAAAUAAUGUAUAAAAUAGUAAAGACAUCGAUCCAUAAGGUGUUUAGAGCUAGUGUGAUCAAAUGAUUUCAGACAUUUAAAGAAACAUUAUUGUCUACACCUAGUAAAUUAAAUUUUGUAUGCAAAAUAUAUAAAAAACACAAGUUCUUAUCAUUAAAGAUAACAUUCUUUCUUUCUAAGACUCCUUUGAACAAAUUAGAAUUUUAAUAGAAAAAGAAAAAAAAAAUAUCAAAAGAAUUAUCUUUUCACAAAACCACUCACUUUCAAAGUAGCUUUUUUCAUAGUUUGUAGUUGAGCUCCAUAAAAUUGAAGACCUCUAAGAAAUUUCUUUUAUUCAAACUGUUCUUUAAGAAAACGCAUUUAAUCUGCUCCUAAAUCUAGUGAAAAUUAAAAAGAUAAAAUACAUAAUUAUUUAUAAAAGCUACUUUUUAUAAAAUGAAAUAGAAAUUUUAUUAAACUCUCAAUCUUAACCUAUUAAUCAUAACUCAUAUUUUUUGCUUGAUAUCAAAAACAAAUAAUCUCAUUAAUUUUUAACUAAAGUAUUGCCUAACUAUGAUAUGCUAUUAUCAUAUGAAAAUGAACCCUUCAAAUUGAGUCAAAACGAAAUUGUUUAUUUAAAUUUUUAAAAAUUAAGUGAAGAAAAAAAAAACUUAGUUCAAUUUUAUAUAAAAAAUAAUCUUUUAGAUAUUAACAGUGACAUCAGCGAAGAGUUUAUCAACAAAUACAAAGAUUUAAUUUAUGAUUAAGUAACCAACUAAAUACAAGAUAACAUAGAACAAAUAAUUUAAAAUGAAGAUAUAGAAAUUUUAAUUAAAUAAGAUGAUAUUAACAUUCUCAAUUUUCCUAUUUUAAUUUCUAUCUUAUCCUCAUUUAAAGAAACUUAUGAAAUUGAAACACUAAAAAAACAUUAUUUAAAGCCUAUAUCAUAGCUAAAAUCGAUUAAAUCUAAUAAAAAUUUAAUCAAAUUUUUUGACAUUAAAUACUUCUUAAAUAAUUCAAAGCAAGAUGGCUAACAAGAUAUCUAGGAUAGCUAGUUUAAAAUGAACUAUGAAAUGUUUUUUGACUUUUACAAGUGCUAUAAAUACAAUAAGCAGUUGCUAAAAGGAGAAAUAGUUUAAGAAAAAAUAAAAAAUAUUCACCCAUGGGUUUUACUUGAUCCUGAUUUUAAAUGUAUAAGCUAAAACGUAAUAUAAUUUUAAGGCAACAGAGCUUUGUGUUUUCUGAAUAUUUUAAAUGAAAUCAAUAUAAAAGUUAUUGAUUAGUUAAAAAUAGGAAUUGAUUUAUCUGAUCUUUUUAUGAACAAUAUAUAAUUCGAUUUAACUUAAUUUAAUAAAAUAGUUGAUAAUUUAGUAGAAUUGCAUUUGGAAAAAUUUAAUUUUUUAUUUGACAUGAGCUUUUUAAAUAAUGUGUUUGAGAAAUCUAAAUUUUUAGAGCUUUUAAAUCUAUCUGACAUGAGUUUAACAAACGAUAGAAUAAAGGACAUUUCAUUCAGCAAAAUUCCUAAAACACUAAAAAUUUUUAAUAUAUCUGAAAAUUCUGCAAUUUAAAAUCUUUCUUUUUUAAACAGUUUAUUUGCUUAGUGCUCUAAAUUAGAAGCUUUAGGUUUAAGAAAUACUGAUUUAUUUUUUUAAUAAAAAUUUUCUACAAUAUAGUUUUAAUUGAUACCAGAAAGCUUAGAGAAAAUAGAUCUUUCUUUUAACUAAAUUUAAAACCAGAAGUAGACCUAGCUUGAUUUCAUCAACUAAAUAAUUAGGAGAUGCUUUAAGUUAACUCAUGUUUUUUUAAUAAGCUGUGGUUUAACUAAUUUUAAUAUUGCUCCAAUUAACUUUGAACUGCUCAAACAAAAUACAAACUUUGCUAAAUUUGAUAUAAAAGGUAAUAAAAGCUUUAAGGGCUUGAAUUUUUUGAAUGGAAUGCUAGAUAAUUGUCCUAAUUUUACAAGCUUACAAUUAGUUGACAUGAAUUUAACUAUAUCAAAAAUCAAGUCUAUUAAUUUUAUGAAUUGCAGAAACUUAACUUAAUUAAAUUUAUCUUAAAAUUAAAAUAUUGACAAUUUCAGCUUUUUAAAUGAGAUAUUUUAUUUUGCUCCAAAAUUAACUUCCUUAAUUUUGCAAGACGUAGGUUUUAGUCAAGAUAAACUAACAAAUUUAAAUAUUGAACAACUUGGCAAAUAGCUUACUGAAUUGGACAUCUCUUAAAAUAAAAGUUUUGAUGCUUUUGAGUUUUUAAACGCAUUUUUCCCUCUUGCUAUUCAAUUAGUAGAAUUGAAUCUAAGUGAUAUUAAUUUAAAUGACUAGCAAAUGCAAUUUAUAGCUUUUGAAGCAAUAGAAUCGUAGAAUAUAACUUCUAUUACUUUGACAAAAAACCCAAUCAGAAAAAACUUUGUUAGAGUUUUUUAACUUCUUAAAAAAAGAGAUUACAAAAUUUUUAUUAAUUUUGAGUAUGAAAAAAUUGAUAAUUAAAUGUUUCGUAAGUUUUUAAAGAUAAGCAAUACAACAUUUGAAAAAACUCUGGCUUAUUAAAAUUUAUUGAAUGACUAAUAGCAUGUUGAGGCUGAAGCUUUUUUGGAAAGAGAAUAAAGAAAAUAUUUGUAAACAUAAUAGGAAUUAGUUUAAAAACAAAGUAGUUAAAAUUUCUAUCGCUCUAAUGGACUUCAAAAUGAAAAAGAAAAAAGGGUUUAAAAGUUAGAGCCAUCAUUUUCUCAAAAAAAAUUUUUAGAAGAGUUUAUAAUAAAUUAAAUGUAACUAACACAGAAAUUAGAGGAAGAGUAUAUGAAGGGAUCAAUAAGCUUUUACGAUUUUGAAUUAGAUUAAGCCACUAACGGGAAGUGGAGUACCAUUAAUUUUAGAAAUUUAAAAUGCUUAAGUGGGAUAGAUAUUUACAGCUGUAGAAAAGACUGUCUUAAAUUUUUAAUUAAAUUAGACAUGACUGGCUUUUCAUGCAAUCAAGGAUCAUUUUAAUUCAUGAAUUAUUUAUUUCUUUAUGCUACUCAGCUGAAAGUUUUAAAUUUAAGUAGAUGUGAACUAAGUGAUGAUGACAUAUAAUCUAUUAAUUUUAAAUCAAAUUCUCUUGAAGAGUUAGAUUUAUCCUUUAAUGAUUAGAUUUAAGAUUUCUCUUUUUUGAAUAAACUUCUAUAGAGUUGUCAGAAAUUAAAAGUUUUAAAACUUUAAGAUAUGGAUUUGAAUGAUGAAAAAAUUAGCUCUGUUGAUUUUAAAUACUUAAGAUUUACAAAGUUAAAGAUUUUGGAUUUCUCGUAUAACUAUAGCAUUUAAGAUUUCGAUUUUUUAAAUAGAAUUUUAGAUCAUGCUCCUCAUCUGGAAGAGCUUUUAUUUUAAGACAUAGACAUAGUAGAUCAGUAAAUUAAUCAAAUAUUAUUUUAUAAAUUGAAAUAUACCAACUUGAAAAAGUUUGUUUUAAGUUAAAAUGAUUAAUUGACUAAUUAUUUCUUUCUCAACCUGAUAAUAAAUUAUUCUCCUUAACUUGACCACAUAUUAAUAUCUUAUUAAGAUAUUUAUAAAGACCUCAAUUACUAUUUGUAAAAACAAGAAUGUGCUCUAUAAAAUACUCAUGCUGUUUCUUAGUCUCCAGAUUAAAAAUUUUAAGAAACCUCAACUUCUUAAAUUACACCAUUUUAAAACUCACCUUAAAUGUAAAGUUCAAUGACUUAGUUUAAUUAAUACAGUAAUAAAAAGGUUGAUCAUUUACUAUUAUCAAAAUACAUGUCUCAAGAUUAAAAACAAAAUUAAUUAAAAGAAUAUAGUGAGAGUAAUUUAGAUUUGUAAAAAAAAACAAGCUUUAAUAGUUUAAUUGUGUCAAGAUUUUAACAAGACCAAAGUUUAUCUGCAUAUCUAAAUAAACAUUAAGAAAGUAAUUAUAUUGAAUAAUUCAAUGAAUCGAAUUACUUUCAAUAAACUAAUAAUAAUUUCUUUUAAUAAAAUUAAGCUUAUUCUAGUAACAAUGUAAAUAUUAAUCAAAAUAAUAUAUAGUAAUUAUAAAAUUAGUACUAUUAAAACAAUUAAUAAUCUUUUAAUAAUUCUCAAAUCAUUUAAGAGAAAUAAUUUGAGGAAAGCAUUAAUAGGAUGAACUAAGAUAUUUAUGAUUUAUUAUCUUCAGACUAACUAGGGUUUUCAAGGAGAAGAGUAUCACAAGGAUUCAUUAAAAAUAAUGCCGAAGAAACGAAAUAGUUAAAGGAGGCUGAAUUAGAAUAAAAUAAUAUUAUCGAAAGAGAGUAAAGUCCUUAAGAAGAUAAAGCAUAAGAAAUUAAUUCAUAGAAUUAAAUAAAUAAUGAAAGAAAACUUUCUUAUUAAUCCAAAUCUUCUUUAAAAUAAAAUUUAAAUAAAAGUUAGAUUGAAGAUAGCUUUAGACAAAGUUAAAAUGUAAAAUGGGCAGAUUAAAGCUAAUAAGAAAUUCAAAAAGAAGAUAUUAAAAAUAAUUAAAUAGAAAGCAAUAAAAUUAAUUGUUCUGACUAAAUUAUUCAAAGUGAAGCUACUUCUAAAAGCAAUAAUACAACUUAAAUUUAAUAGUAAAAUAAAUAAAAGUUAGAUUUAAAUAAAAAUUAUAUGCACUAACCUCUAAUUACUACUAAUUAAGAAUCAAAUAAAGGAUCAAAUUAAUAAAAAUCUGGCAGUCUAUAACAAAAAAUACUUGAAAAUUAUCUAAAAGAUAAGUAAAGUCCUGAAUAAAGAAAUAAUACUGAAGAAUUCUGCAAUUCUUAAAACACUAUAGCAAAUAACAUUUCACCAGAUAAAUAAAAUAAUCAUGAAAAAAAUUAAUACAACAGUCCUUAAGCAAUUAAGCAGUCGAGUCCUAAAUAAAAUUAAUUAUAAACUCCUUCAAAAAAUAAAAGUUAAAGCCCAAAAUCAGAUGCAAAAAAUAGCCCAAAAUUAAAUUUGAAAAAUAGCCCAAAAAUAGAAAAAAAUAGUCCUUAAAGUAAUAAAAAAAGUAGUCCUUAAAGUGAUAGAAAGAUUAGCUCUUAAAAUGAUUAAAAACAUAGCCCCUCAAAUAAUAAUAAUAAUAAGAUUAAUUCUUAAACAAAUAAACAAAACAGCCCUAAAUUAGACAAAAAUAAAAAAACAUAAGAAGAAAAAAAGUAGCACAUUUUAGUUGAUAAAAAAAAUAAACAAAUGAAAUAAGAAAAAUAGGAAAAUUACAAAGAUUAAUCAAAUUUAAUAGAUAAUAAAAAUGAAGUUAUUUAAAAUCAAUCUAUUGUUUAAGAGAAUGACAAUUAAGAUGGUAGUUAUUAAAUAGUAAAUAUGAAUGAUAUGUAAGUUAUUGUUUCAAGUUAGGAAAUGUAGAAAUCUGAAUUUUUAGAUUGUAAAUAAGGUGAAAAUAAUUAAUUUUAAACUGAUUCUAAAUUAAUUUCUUAGGAAUUUGACGAUUUAAAAUGUUAUUAAAACACCUUUAAUUUAUAGUAAUUUUUAUCUAAUCAAAGUCCACCUUAAGAUGCAAAUAAAAACACUCAUAGAUUAAACCAAGAUGAUUAUUCUAUGCCACAUAAAUCUAGAAUAAGUUUAGAUAUAUUUAAUAAUCCAAACAAUCCUAAAAAUACUUCAAAUCCUGUAAAUCAAAAAGUUUAAUUAAGAGAUAAAAAAAGAAAAGUAUUUUUAGAAAGGGGAGAAAUAGCUCCUUAAGUUUAAUCUAGUUAACCAAAAAGUAUAAAAUAAAAUGAUGUUAAGCUUUAAAAAACAAAUUUAUAAUAAUUAUAACAGGCAAGCUAAUAAGAUUCUACUUCUGACUAAUUACCACAAGAAAAUUCUGUUUAUAUCUAAUAGAAAAAAAAGGAAAAAAAGCACUCAAAAAAAAUUUAACAAAGAUAAAAAGUUAUAAAAACACCAUAUGCAUUUCUAAAAGAUGUUUUCCAGAAAUCUUAACAACUCUAUAAUAAAAUAGAAAAAGAAGUUGAAGAUAAAGGAACAACUUGUUUACAGAGUAAAAAAUAAAAUAAAAUUAAAUUGAUUGACUUUAAUUAAGAAGUCAAUAAUAGAAACAAACAUUAAAAGAGUGUUAAUAGCAAAAAAUAAGAUAUUUUUUAUUCGGAUUAUUAUAAUUAAGGAGAUUUUAAUUAGAGUUCAUUGGAUUACUAUAAUAAUAAUUCAGGAAAUUACAAUUAUGGUUAAGUUGGUUAUAAUCAAUAACAAAUUGAAUAAUAAACUCCACAAAAAAAUAUAAAAAAGCCUAUUCAAUCCAAUAAAAAAAGUGAAGUAAAAAAUUAAAAUUAAGCUGAACUAAAUUUUGCAGAGGAAUUUGAAUAAAUGAUUAUUGAUAAUCAAAAAUGGUAAAAAAUUUAAUAACAAAAAUAGAAAGAGGAGUAAUAAAACAAAAUAUUUUAGAAUAAUUUAAGGUAUUAAGAAUAAUAAAUUGUUAAUUCUCCUUACAGAAAUUAUUUUCUUUAAGAAAACAAUAUCUAAAGGCCUUAUUAAAGCUCUAGUCAGUUCAAUUAAAGAGAUUAUACUUAAAUUAAUUUUAUAAAACCUAGAAGCCAGUAACAGAAUCGUACCAACUAAAAUCGCUUAGUUUAAGAAGCUCAGCCUCAUUUUUUAGCUGAGUUAAGCUAAAAAAAAAGUUAAUUAAACAACAAAUCUUUAUAUGAUAAUUUAGUGCAAGAAAACUUAAUUCAAAUUUAAAAUUAGAUCGAAACUCUACAAGGAACAUAAAAUUAAUAGUUUUAUAAAUCUAAACCUUCUGCAACAAAUAAUUCAGUAUAAAUAGAAUAAAAUAAGAUAAUUUAAAAUGAUAUUCAAGCAAGCAACUAAUCUAUAGAGUAAAAUAAAAAGUAGAUCUAACUCAAUUUACUUGAUUCAAAAAGCUCUUCCUACCACAUUUAGUAAAAAUAAUUUGCAGAGAGUUCUUAAAGUAUAGGAAAAGAUAGCUUAUUAAAUCAUACAAAUUUGAAUAAAUUAGAUUAUCAAUAAAAUAAUCUAAAUAUAAAUAAAAAUAGCAUUUUAGUCAAUUUAGAAAAUUAUAGCCUUAAAAAUAAAACUAUUUAAUAAGAUGAUAAUAUUCAACAAAAUGAUUCACCUACUUAAGAACAUUAAAAGUACUUAAAAAUUGGAGAUUUAUUAGAUAUAACAUAGUAAAACCCACUAGAGAAAUAAAAUAAACCAAAAAAUGAUGAUAAACAAAGUAAAUAACAUAUUAUUUAAUAAAAAAUUCAAAACGAUUUUUAAACUCCCUUAAAUGGUGAUAUUUCAGCCUCAUAAAAAGAAAUUUUAAAUUAAAAGAAUAAAUAAGUUUAAAAUUAAAAUCAAUAAAGAUAUAAUGAUUCAGUUUAUAAUAAUUCUGAUGUUAUUUUCUUAGAAUAUUAAGCAGAUAUUAAUAGUAAUACAAUAAGUUAGUAAUUAUUAUAAAUUAAUGAAGAUGAUAAUCAUUAAAAUUAGUUUGUAAAAAUUUAAAUUAAAGACAAAGAAUAAAAUUAGAGUUUAUAACAAUAAAAUUCAUCAUCUGAAAAUAAUUAAUAAGGUUUAGUUCAUAAUUUAUAAAAUAUUUAAAAUUCUUAAUAAAAAGGUGUUUAAGAAUAAGAUCUACAAGAUAAAUAGUAAGACAAUGGUUUUCUUGUCUAAAAAGAGGAUAAUAGUAAUACAGAUGUCUUAAUUAGCGAAAUAAAAGAUAAGUAAUAAGAAAAUAGUUUAUUGAUCUAAAAAGAAGAUGGUGAUAAAAAUAAUAAUUAAUAAAUUUUAACUAAUAAUCAUUCUAAUUAAAAAAAUGAAUCUAUAAAUGAGAUAAAUAAUUUUGAAAUCAAACAAUAAUAUAAUUCUUUAGAAAACAAAAAUAAAAAUUUGUCAGAACAACCAAAUUAAAAGUAGAUUAUACACUCUGUAUUAAGUAAACCAUCUGAAAUAGCAAAUCCUUAUUUGACUUAAGAAAUUGAAUUUGGAUAAAAAGAUUUACAAUAAAAAUGUAAGGACAAUUAGCAAACACUUUAGGAAUUUACUUAGGUAGAGUUUACAUAAGCUAAUGAAAAUAGCGUUUUGUACUAAAAAAAUUUGGAUAUGUCAUAAAUUGAUAAUGAUUAAUCAAAUAUUUUAAUAAUCUAAGCAGAUGAGUAAGAUUAAAUAAACGAUGUUACUGAGGUCAAGUUUGAUUAGGAUAAUCUAAUUAACACUUCAGAAAUUUAUUAAAUGAAAAAUUAAUAUCAGGAAUUGGAAGAAAAAAUUAUUGAAAUAUAACAAUAAGAUUAGAAGGAAGAUGAAAUGAGUGAUUCGCAAUAAAAUUUUGAUAAUUUUUAAAAGCAACUUUAAAAGUUCUAAGAAGAUGAAGAUGAAUAUUUAUAAUAUUUAUAGUAAGAGUAAGAACUUAAUUUUAAAAGUAUAAAAAACAGCUAAACAGAAGUGAUUGAACUGUGCAGUUUAAAAGGAGACUUAGUUUAAGAAAUUAUUGAGUAGAUAAUGUAUAAUGCUAGUAAUUCUCUUAAGGUACUUAAACUUGAAGAUCUAGAUUUAAGCAAUUUCAGAGACAUUGAUCCUUCGAAAUCUAAAUUGGAUCUUUUAGAGCUGAGCUUAAAAAAAACAAUUAUUCCUAACUUAGAUUUUUUAAAUAUAAUUGCAGGCUAGUGCAACAAAGAUUUAAUUCGACUGAAUAUUUAAGAUUUGGAAAUAGCUCAAAAAAAAGUAACAUCAAACUUAUAACUAAAAAUAUUCUAAUAGCUUUAAGAGCUAAGCGUAUCUGGUAAAUCAACUCCAUAAAUUUUCUAGAAUUAUAGCUAUUUCAAUUUAAUAUUAAAUAAAUGUUAAUGUCUCAAAAAAUUAACAAUUGUGAAUUCCCAUUUAGAUUUUUAAAACAUUAAAAUAAUUCAUUACAAAAGCCUCUAGGAAUUAGAUUUUUCUUAUAACUCGAAGAUUUAAGUGAAUUUUUUAAAUGAUUUAAUAAAAAAUUCAAAAAAUUUAAUACAUCUUAAAUUAAAUGGCAUACAAUUGACAAAUGAAAAAGCUAAUCAGCUUAAUUUUUCAAAUAUUUCUGGAUAGCUUUAAACUAUAUCUUUUGCAGACAAUCCUUUAGAUUUUUCUGAUAGUCAACAGUUGAGUUUUUUAAAAGAAUUAGUUAAAUACACAAAAAACUCAUUACAAUACUUUGUAAUUGACCAUGUAUUUACUCAGCCUUAUCAUAUUCUAUAAAGAUUGUGCGUAGAAGAAGAUACAAUUGAGAUAUCUGAAUAAGAAAAAAUUUAAUAAGACCUAAAUAUUUAAAAAGAAACAGGGAAGUAAAAAAAGAUUAAGUACAGAACAUUGGUAGAAUUUAUAAGCAGAAACUAACUGAGUUCACCUUAACUUUACUUAAAACUAAAUGAAACUUUUGAGGAUAACGUUAUAGAUAUUAUUUUUAAAGAUCGUAGCACCUGCGAAAACAUUAUUUUAAAUGAUUUAAUAUGUGGAAGCAUAAUUCAAACAUAAGAUUUUUACUUGCAAAACCGUAAUCUUAAAUAGAAUCUACUUAUUUUUUCACCUUUAGAAAUUAGGUUCUAGAUGAUAAAUUUUAAAAGAAGACUAACUUUAAACAUGUUAUCAAAAUUUACAUCUGAAGGCUAAAAUAAUGCUUACAGCACAAUAUUUCUAGGUAACAAUCCUCAAAAUUAUGAAGUCCGUUAAGAUAGUUUAUAAAUGAUUUCUAAUUGCCAUGAUUAUAUUUUAGGUUUUUCACCUUAAAAAAAUGAAAUUUUUGAAACAUUUUACAAAUAAUUUGUAAAUAAAUAAGAUUGUACAUAUUAUUCUCUAUAUUAAGCUUUUAGUUCAAAUUUGUACAGCUAAUUAAAAAGAGUUUAUUUGCCUUUAAAUUUAAGUUUAAAUUUGAAUAAGAAGCAAAUGUCAGAAGUAUAAGUUAUUUAGAUGCUGAAUUUUAUGCCUCCAUAGUAAUUGAUAAUAAAAGAAAGAGUCAGUAAUUAGUUAUUAAAAUGUUGGUAUUGUAUAAAUUACUUGUCUCCAUUAACAAUCAAAUCAAAAAUGAAGUUUUAACAAGAUGAAGAGCAAGUGACUUUAAUAAAAAAAUAACAAUUUUGGUACGAAAAAUCAAUAGCUAACUACUUUAUUGAGUACUAUUAUAAUAGAAAUACAAGUAAAGCUUAAGGACCUUUAGAAGUUGUUAAAAAAUAUUUGCUUUAUUUUUUAUAUUUAUUUUUUAAUGCUCUUUCAAGUGCUCAAAAGCCAUUUUUAUUUGAUUUUACUGUUAUAGAGUUUAACAAUAAGCUUGAAUACAAUUCUUAAAAUGAAGCUAUGCUAUUUAUACUCUAUAUAAUUUAUCUCUUAAUAAUAGUUGCUUGUAUUACUUUAUUCAAUAUGAUUGGAUUGUAAUAUCAAUCGAACAUCUCUUAGAUCAGCAUUAAUUCAAUAAAUCACAUUAUUUUUAUAAUUUACUAAAUAGUUAUUUUUUUUAUAGACUUAACUAUUGUCAACUCCUUUAAGCAUUCACUCAAAACAAUUUCAUAAAGAUCUAUGAGUUUUCACAAAUUUAAAUACUUAUCAGUUGAAAUGAGUUUUUACAUAAUUUAGAUGAGAUCUCUGUUAUAUGCUUAGAUUAUAGCUUUCUCAUUUUAUUUUAACUUCUGUUUUAUAACAAUAGUCAUAAUAGCAAAUAAUAAAACUUAUAUAAUACUUGCUGCCUUAUUCUUUUGCUUAUCAAUGCUAAUAGAUCUAUUUUCUGUUUUUCACUUGAUGACUAAAUUGUGGUUUUCUAAUAAAAAAUAUUAGCUAUGUACUGAAAAAAUUGAUAAGUUGAUAAUAUUAACAUAGAUUACUAAUCUUAUAGCUAGCAAUAACUUUAUCAGAGAAUAUUCUCCUUCAAAUUACAUUUAAAUAUGUAAAAAAUUAAUAGAUAAAACAGUACUCUCUGAGUAGUUAUAGCUUGUAUUUUACUCUCUUCCUUAAACAAUUUUGUAAUUAAUCUUUUAUAAGGGAUAAGAAGGUUAAAAAAAUAAUGUAAUUGAGGCCUCUAUAGCUUUCAAUUUUAUUUAACUUAUUCUAAGCCUAAUUCAUGUGCUUAGCUAUAAUCCAACUCAAGUAAAUCAGGAAAUGUUUGAUGAGUUAAAUUAAAAAAAGAAAAAUGAGCUUCUUAACAUAUAUGAAGCUAAGCUAUUUGAUAUGCAGAAAUACUUAAUUAAAAAGCAAUACCAUGAUAACCUGAAAUAUAUACGUUUUUCUUAGUAAAAGAAAAGAGAAGAACUACUAAAGCUAGGAUCAAAUAGGAUCAUUUAUAAGUAAUACUUUGAAUAAGAUUAAGAAAAAUACUAAGAUUUAAUGAAUGAAAUAUAGUACAAUCUAGAUAUUACUUAAUAUUUUGAGUAAUGA